UACAGAGCUGUCAGCAGAUACCCGUGCUGGAUCUGAAGUGCCUUUCCCAGAUUUGGACCCUGCACCUUCCUGUUUGCAGUCUGGGAGAAAGCUUUCAGCUUGUGAGAUCUUUCUGGUUCUUCAGCUUUUCCUUCCCAAUGAUGGGAGUUUUUGUCGUGGCUGCGGAGAAAGCAACUUUGGGACAGGCACUUGAGAAUGGGGUAUUUCUCUUCCAGGCACUGAACUCCCCUUGUUCAGAAGGCCACGCCUUUCCCCCGCGAUGCUCCGCUUGAAUUCGAAGGAGGUCCGUCAGCUUCUGCACAACAAGUUUGUCGUCAUCUUAGGGGACUCAAUCCAGCGAUCUGUCUACAAGGAUCUAAUUCAGGUACUCCAGAGUGACUCCUUACUCACCUCAUCCCAAAUGAAGACUAAGGGGGAAUUCAGUUUUGAAAAUGACCACUUAAUUGAAGGGGGCAUGCUUGAUGGUUUGCACAAUGGAAUUCAUUAUCGGGAGGUGCGUCAGUAUCGCACCCGCUAUCACCUUGUCCGGUUCUACUUCCUGACACGGGUCUACUCAGUGUACCUGGAAAGCAUCCUCAAUGAUUUCCGGGUUGGUCCACAGCCAGAUGUUUUGAUCCUCAAUUCUUGUGUUUGGGAUGUAUCCAGAUAUGGCCCGUCUUCUAUGAAGGAAUACCGCAAGAACCUGGAGACCGCCUUCAACAGGUUGGAUGCUGAGCUCCCAUCCUCCUGCUUGGUCAUCUGGAACAUGACCAUGCCCCUUGGCCCCAAGAUCAAGGGUGGCUUCCUUAUACCAGAGCUGCAGCACUUGAACAAGACUCUCCGCAAGGACAUCAUUGAGGGCAAUUUCUACGGGGCCACCCUGGCUGGCCUCCACCUGUUUGAUGUGGUGGACCUCCACUUCCACUUCCGCUUCGACGUGGGGAACCGUGUCAAAGAUGGCAUCCACUGGAACAAUGUGGUGCAUCGCAGGAUCACCAACCUUCUGCUGACUCAUGUGGCGGAUGCCUGGGGCAUCGUGAUCCCAGACAAGAAUCCUUGGCAAGAACAAGCAAAGGGCAUCAGGCUGCUGGCUGCACCAGAAGACCCUACAGAAUACACAGAAAGCCACAGAAGGCAAUAUGGAGACGCCACCGACCUCCUGGAAUCUCCCACGCCAAUAGCUGGAUGGCCCCACAAACAGCGCAAGUAUAUGGGGCUGGAGGGGGGCAUGAGAGACAGUGUGGUGGGCUUCAUUAGGCUGGAGGUCGCCAUCCAGCAACGUAGUGCUUCUGGAGCCUCUGACCAGCCUUUUGCACUCAACACUCACGAAAAGCAGAGGGAGCUUUUCUGGCACCAUCAUGGCCAGCAUCUUGAUCUUUUGGACUGCACCCGAUGGACACCCCUGAUGCUGAGUGUGGUUGAGAAGCCAAGAAGGGUCUUCCUUGAUCCCACAGGUCUGGUGACAUUUGCUGCCCAUUGUGAAGCCUACAGGCCUUAUCCAGAGCUGCCCCGUUUCCACGAUGACUCUUUACUCGUUCCCAACAAUUGGGGGGCAGUGGAGCCUUUCUCAGGAUUUACCAGCUUUGAGGACUCCCGCGGCCUGUCCUUCCACCCAGACAGCAUGUUCAGAGAUGUGGCCCUCAACAACUUUGGCUGCCAUCCAUGGGCCACCCCAAGUCCCUUUCUGCCUUACCCCUCCCACAAUGAAGAAAACAUACCCCCAAGGUCCAGAUGGCACCAAAAAAGAGCUUAUGUGGACGUUCCCUUUGUCAUGCGCCAAGAGCCGUACUACCGGAGAAACGCUUCACCGUACCAGAAGCGCAAAAUCCCCCUUAAGCGCUACUGAAGGUCGUCUCCUGCCAGGACGAGGUGAAGGACCUCUUCCAGGGUGAAGGAGAAGCCUUGACCAUGGCGAUUCUCUCUCUGUGCACCACGAUUGACGUAUGGGCUUGUGUCUGUGGUAAAAGGAAGGCGCAACCCCCGUGGCCUUUCUUGUUAACCCAGCCCGAGGGGGCUGAGUAUCUUUUUCGUAUCAGGAAGACCUCCGUUGAGUCCUGAAGUCCAGAAGACAGGGUUUGUGCCUGGUGCCGACCACCCUGAUAGUUUGGAAGCACUAACUCCUUUGCUGGGGCUUCAGCGCCAGGAAUGGCUCUCUGGAAUUAUGUUCGUCUCCAUACGGUGUCCUCUGCCCCAGACCUAGCUGCCCCACUCCUACCCCGUCCAGGUUGCCAAGAGGGAGUCUAGCCAGUGACCCCUUCUCCUUGGCCCUCUGGGGACCCUGAGGGAGAUGGGAGGGAGGAAGGAAAUGAUUUCAGUUGCAGUUGUGACUUUGACUGGUGUGUGCUUCUGUGCACACUUCUGUAACGAGACAGACGC
Messenger RNA from Python bivittatus (Burmese python), 2355 nucleotides. The record is from RefSeq and is a predicted model, not a curated record. Lineage: Eukaryota; Metazoa; Chordata; Lepidosauria; Squamata; Pythonidae.